Molecule: messenger RNA, 1313 nt
Organism: Oppia nitens
Lineage: Eukaryota; Metazoa; Arthropoda; Arachnida; Sarcoptiformes; Oppiidae
Product: testis-specific serine/threonine-protein kinase 4-like
Exons: 1
Coding region: 87-1310 (407 amino acids)
Biological process (GO): protein phosphorylation
Cellular component (GO): cytoplasm
Molecular function (GO): ATP binding; protein serine/threonine kinase activity
Source: RefSeq, a predicted model, not a curated record
AUUUAUAAUCACAACUGACUGACAGUUAACUUAACAUUUAUUAUCUGUUUUGUGACACACAGUAUAUCUACUUUACUACUAAACCAAUGGGUAAUACAAUCUGUUACUACAUUUGCUGUAGUUGUUGUUGUAGUCGUUAUAAUCGUCGUGAAGAUUAUCUGAAAAAAGAGAGACAUAAAGAAAAGAAGCGAACAAUGAGACAGUUUAGUAAACUAUCGAAAAGUCAUAAAACGCGAGUCGAAGUCGGAUCCUAUCCGACAAACCUGACCAUCGAAGAGAUCAGUAAUAUUGUUGAAAUACCGAACGCGAAGUACAAUACAGAAGACGAUGUGAUCGCCGGUCGGGGCUAUCUAUUGGGCCAGAAGUUAGGCGAAGGAAAGUUUGCUACGGUUUAUGAAGCGACAGACAUAAAGUUCGGGACAGAAUUGGCCGUCAAAGUGAUGGUAUUGAGUGACAAAAAAUAUAGGAAAGCUGAACGCAAUGCACUGGUUAAGGACAUUACGCACGAACUGUUUAUGUUGGAACGGAUUCGGCACCUGUAUGUCGUCCGAUUGGGCACACAUUUUGUUGUUGAAAACCAUACGGCCCCUAAGUCUACGGUCUAUAUUGUGAUGCAACGGGGAGUGGGUGGCACACUUGCCGAACGUAACAAACAGUCGGGACCGUUCAAUGAGGACGUGUGCCGGAUCUGGUUCUCGCAGAUGUUGUCGGCAUUGGUCUAUAUGCACGCAAGUGGUAUUGUCCAUCGGGAUCUGAAAACACAAAACAUACUUUUAGAUAUAACUGACGACAUACUGAUCAGCGAUUUUGGACUGAGUCGUGUUGUCUACAGAGAGGGCGUCCAAUUGGAGUCGAAUACGUUUUGCGGUACGCCUUCAUAUAUGGCACCCGAAUUGGUGAAUAUGAAACUGACAAAACAAGAGCGCCGCCGCCGACAGACACUGAAAAAAGACAGCAAAGAUGGUCAGCCAAAGUUGGGUUAUAUGGCGCCGCCGGUCGACGUCUGGGCACUUGGAGUCGUAUUGUUCACACUGUUUACCCAAAAGUUUCCGUACGAUUCAUCUGAUCUGAAUCGUUGGUCGCAAAUGUUAGUAACAGAUAUGCAGCACAAAAAGUAUCACUUUGAGCGUCAUCUUCAGCCGUCGACAGAUUUGGUUAAUAUUAUGGACCAAAUGUUUGAACCCGACCCAACUCGACGAUCGACAAUGUUAUUACUGACCCGACAUCCGUGGAUUGUUAAGAAAUAUGAAGAAACCAACAAUAAAGUUAUCGAUUGGUUUAAGAGUAAAAAGUUAUCGAAAAAUAUAUGAAUA